AUGGGCUCCUCCUCGUGGGACAGCCGGCUGUGGUUGCUCCUGAGACGGACUCUCGUGCUGCUGUGGCUUUGCGCGCUCGGGACGCUCGAGGCAGAGGAUGGCUCGUUUAACGGAGAGUCAUGGCUGAGGAUGUACGGCUACUUGCCCCAGGCAAACAGGCAGAUGUCCACCAUGCGCUCGGCCCAGAUCCUGACUGGAGCCAUCGGGGACAUGCAGAGGUUCUACAGCCUGGAGGUCACUGGACAGAUGGACCAGCAGACGCUCAGAGCCAUGAAGCGACCUCGCUGCGGAGUUCCUGACAAGUUCGGAGGGCAGAUAAAAACCAACGUGCGACGCAAACGCUACGCUCUCACCGGACACAAAUGGAGCAAGACUCACCUAACAUACAGCAUCCAGAACUACACCCCUAAGAUCGGAGAGUACAACUCGUACGAGGCGAUCCGCCGGGCCUUCAAGGUGUGGCAGACGGUGACCCCCUUGACCUUUGACGAAAUCUCCUACCAGGAGAUCAAAUAUGGCCGCCGCAAGGAGCCCGACAUCAUGAUCUUCUUCGCCUCGGGUUUCCACGGCGACAGUUCGCCGUUCGACGGAGAGGGGGGCUUCCUGGCCCACGCCUACUUCCCCGGGCCCGGCAUGGGGGGGGACACGCACUUUGACUCGGACGAGCCCUGGACCAUCGGAGACCAGAACCUGCAGGGUAACGACCUGUUCCUGGUGGCAGUCCACGAGCUGGGCCACGCCCUGGGCCUGGAACACUCCAACAACCCCCUGGCCAUCAUGGCUCCCUUCUACCAGUGGAUGGAGACGGACAACUUCCAGCUGCCUGAGGACGACCUCCGGGGAAUCCAGCAGAUCUACGGUCUGCCAAACAGCGCACCCACCAAGGCCCUGCCCGACGUCAUCCCCCGCCGCCCCGAUCCGCGUCCACCACAGUCCCCCCCGCAGGCGCCUCCCAGACAGCCGGAACGCCCCAGGACCACGGAAAGACCGGACCACUACGGACCCAAUAUCUGCGACGGGAAUUUCGAUGUGGUCACCAUGCUCAGAGGGGAGAUGUUUGUGUUUAAGGGUCGUUGGUUCUGGCGGGUGCGGAGGAACCGGGUCCUGGACAACUACCCGAUGCCCAUCAGCCACUUCUGGAGGGGUCUGCCCGGGGACAUCGACGCGGCCUACGAGAGACACGACGGGAAGUUUGUCUUCUUUAAAGGGAACAGGUACUGGCUCUUCAGGGAGGCUAACCUGGAGCCCGGCUACCCACUUGAGCUGACCGAUUACGGCCGAGACAUCCCGUACGACCGCAUCGACGCGGCCAUCUGGUGGGAGCCCUCUGGCUACACCUACUUCUUCCAGGGAGACCGGUACUGGCGUUUUAACGAGCAGUCGCGUGCGGCCGACAGGGACUACCCGAAGCCCAUCAGUGUGUGGGACACCUCAGUGCCCUCAUCUCCCAAGGGUGCCUUCCUCAACGAUGAUGGAGCCUACACCUACUUCUACAAGGGCUCCAGGUACUGGAAGUUUGACAACCACCGCAUGAAGAGCGAGCCGGGCUACCCCAAGUCCAUCCUGCGGGACUUCAUGGGCUGCAGCGUGGACCCGGUGGAGCCGGACCGCGACACCGACGCCGACCGCCGGUACCCCGACGUCAACCAGCCCCCCUUCAACCCCGACGUGGGCCGCGGCGGGGACGGAGACGACGGCGACAAGGACGGCGGGAAGGACGGCGGGAAAGACGGCGGGACGAAGGACGUCGACGGCGGUGACGGCGGCGGCGGCGGCGGCGACGACGACGACAAGCGUGAGGGUCGCGAGGAGAACACCAACGAGGUGGACGUGGUGCUGAAGGUGAACGACAGCGAGGAGCGCACCAUGAACAUCCUGAUGAUCACCAUUCCCCUCUUCCUGGUGCUGUGCAUCUUGGGGUUGAUCUACGCCAUCAUCAGCACGCUGCAGAGGAAGGGCGCGCCGCGGCUGCUGGUGCACUGCAAGCGCUCGCUGCAAGACUGGGUUUGACCCCCACUGAACCCCCCCCAUCCCCGACCUUUGAACUUUAGUCGUAGCUUUGGAGGGAGCUUCGACGCCGGCCCCCUCACACACAAACCCUCGGCCCCCCCCCACCCCUACUGGCGAGCCUUCGAGUGAUGCGUCGGCGUGUCUGACUCAGAGUGCUCCGUGAGUCUGUGUGCAAUCAAUGCAAGAGAGUGAGUUACGUACACGCAUACAUCACACACACAUACACACACCGACACACACACACACACAAACAAAACGCAAAUUGAGAUGUACGCAAAAAGUCGUACAUAAAACGACAUAAAACCCACGAAAACACCUGGGACAGGAAUUGUUUUCAUACUUAUACUAACAUACACACACGCACACACACACACACACACACACACACACACACACACACACACACACACACACACACACCAACCACAUCAACAUCCCUUCCAACCAUCCCCUCUGGUGCGCUGCAUCCACGGUAGUCUAUUUAUAUGAGAGAAGUUUGCACAUUCUUUUCAUCUUGUUUUUGUUUUGGUUGCGUAUUGUGUGCCAGGAGUUUCUGUAUUCUUUUCUUAUUAUUUCUUUAUUUUUUUUCACCAUUUGCCAUUUGUAUUUUCGGUUGUUGCUCCUUUCCGAACCAGGAAAGCUGUUCUGUUCUCCUUCCCGAGCGUGCGUUCCUUCCUCUCUUCACAGCGGGAUCACCUGACUCCAGGGGAACAGUGAAAUGUCUUUAUCUCUGGCUUGUUUAUCUCCGCCGCCCCCCGCUCCUCAUACACCCACACACACCGCACACACUGCUCAACAACAUGCUUAAAAGCCUGGCUGAGCAUGAGAUUGGCAGUGGAGACCUCCUAGGAGAACUGGCCAUGGAUCUGGUGGUCUGGGGCGGACGGACGGACGGACGGACGGACGGACGGACGGACAUGGGCACUUUCUGGAGGUGUUCGGGGUGUCUGGGUGGGUGGGGUGGAGUCCUUGUAAACACCACCUGCUUUCCUUUUUAUCACAUCCUGCAACCAGGUGUCAGCCACACCGCCCUUCCCUGACACCCCCCCCCCCCCCCCCCCUUCCACUGCUCUCUGACCCCCGGUCGCGGCCUGCUACCAACACUGACACGGUUCUCAGAACAAACGGGCAUUCAGUUACAGUUCACUUGCUUUCUGGCUUGCUCCCUCUCCCUCUCCCUCCCCCGCCCUCCCUCCCUCCCUCCCUCCUCCUCCUCAUGUGCCCUGGACACAUGGAGUUAACUUAAUGGGUUUUGUUAUUCUUUUUUGGAGGGUCACUUGAAGAGCUCUGCGGGUGAUGUCUUAGUGAAGUGGUUUGCUUUCACGUACGUCGAGAUAUCCGGAUAGCGGUGUUUUUUUUUCUGCGCCUCCUCUCACUGCGGUAUGCUAGCAACCUCCCUCCUUAGCGCCAGAGGAGAAAUACAUGGGCCUAAAUCAUGUGUGUGUGAAGGGGUGUGUAUUUGUGUGUGUGUAGGGGUCUGUGUCUUUGUGUUUGUGUGUGUGAAGGGGUGUGUGUUUGUGUGUGAGUAGGGGUC
Messenger RNA from Gadus morhua (Atlantic cod), 3544 nucleotides. RefSeq names its product matrix metallopeptidase 15b (gene mmp15b). The record is from RefSeq and is a predicted model, not a curated record. Gene Ontology annotation, biological process: collagen catabolic process; proteolysis; extracellular matrix organization. NCBI's taxonomy places the organism in Eukaryota, Metazoa, Chordata, Actinopteri, Gadiformes, Gadidae. Bases 1 to 2010 code for a protein of 669 amino acids. The transcript has 10 exons. Gene Ontology annotation, cellular component: extracellular matrix. Gene Ontology annotation, molecular function: metalloendopeptidase activity; zinc ion binding.